This is a messenger RNA of Scatophagus argus, 12473 nucleotides long. It is a transcript of the gene dclk1a, whose product is annotated as doublecortin-like kinase 1a. Gene Ontology annotation, molecular function: protein kinase activity; ATP binding. The transcript has 7 exons. Gene Ontology annotation, cellular component: axoneme. Gene Ontology annotation, biological process: retina development in camera-type eye; intracellular signal transduction; photoreceptor cell development. Lineage: Eukaryota; Metazoa; Chordata; Actinopteri; Scatophagidae. The record is from RefSeq and is a predicted model, not a curated record. The coding region runs from base 3685 to 4743 and encodes 352 amino acids.
ACAAGACUUUUAUGUCCGAGGCUGAUGUGGCAGUAUGUUGUAGGUAACUGGCUUUUUAACGAUAAGGGACAGUGAACAAAGCCUAGUCUCAACAAGAAUCCAAUCAGCUAUACUGUCCUUUUAGAGUGAUAGUAAAUACUCAACCAAAAUUCCUCACAUGAAUGAAUAAAAAUAUCAUAUUUUUAGUGACUUACUGUAUAUGAAUUUGAAACUCCCUGAUAGCAGUACUCUAAUCUAAUUUAGCUGUGACCUUGUCCUUCUCAUUUCAUUGUGAUGAUUGAAACACGUGAUGUUUCAUGGAACUUUAUACUCGGAUGCAAAAUCUUAAACGUUUUAUCUCGAAGAGUUUGCUAUCAAUAAAUAAACCAACUCUAAAAAGCAUCACCUGAUGACAUCAUCAAUCCAUAUCCUCACACUCUAGUGUCCAGCUCCGGGAGACAUUUGUUUCUGUUUGCUGGCAUUGACUUUACUGUCUCCAGUCAUUGGUACAGCGUAGUGUGAAGUCUUUUUUUCCUUUACAAGUCCACUCGUAUUUCUAAUAUUGUUUGCUGACUUGGUGUACAAUCCUAACUGUGUUGCAAUGACAGGUUGUUUGUCUUAGAUUAAUGACGUAAUUUAAAGAUAACCAGUCCAUGUUGCCUUACUGAAAGACUGAUUACAUUUACAGCACACUACUCUUUCCCUCCUCCUCUUUUUCCCUCUGUUUCACUCACAAGCUCAUUUUAGUACAACUCAUUUAAUCCCGCCCAUGAAUCACACAGAGCACAGUAACCACCAAGAUAUCUUCUGCUGACAGGUGAAACACACUGACAAAUCACUUUCUGUCAAAACACUACAGAUCACACUACUGCUGCCUGCCCAUGCUAACUCAGCUAGCUCUCUCUCAGCUAGUGUUCUGCACACAAAGUAGAACAUGUACAAGUGCAUAUGUGUGAGAAACUCAUUUGUAAGUGUGCAUUCAUAUGCAUACAUGUGAGCUAAAAAUGCUUGUGAGUUGAUUCAGAUUCAGCAUUAAAACCUGUAAGAAUUGCCAGAUUGUUUGACUGUCACAGCUGUGCCUGUGUUGGCACACUGUAGUGCGCUGUGUGAAAUGGUAAAGAUAAUACUGUAACAUGAAGAUGCGGUGAUUAGUGACAGAAUGGGAAGAGAAUCUCGGUCUGUCAACAGUCGGAGUGGGUGUGUUUUUAAAUGGGCUGUGAAAUUAAUACAGAUUUCAUUUUAAGAAUUAUUCCAGAUGGGAUUUGCUACAAUAUGAAUCAUCCGUCCAUCUAUCCGCAUCUUAAUCGGCUCCAACUUUGUGCUUAUUAUCAUUCACCUCACAAAUAUGCAUUGGCAGAGAAUUGUGCUUUUACCUGUGUGUUUUGGUGUGUUUAAAACCACUAUAAGUGGAACGCAGAGAGGGUUUUGCCAUCGCAAACUAAUCUCACUAUUCUCUGUAUUUUAAAUGAGGGAUAGCAGAUCAUAAAACUGUCAUAUCCACAUUAAAUGUGCUCUGUAUAGUUUAGAUUACAAAUAAAAUAAAAUGUGCCACAUCGACACAUAGCCUGCAGUCACAAGUGUCAGAAUUCUCCAUCUCUUUAUAUUCAAGCCAAUUGAAUCUUGGGAAAUUGCCUAGUCAUGCUUCAGGAGCAAAAAUGACCUCUAUUAAGAAUUGCCACCAUUUUAUUACUUGUGGGGAUGCAAACUUCCUAAGCCUAUAUUAUUCUGGUGUUAUUUAUGAGGUAAAAUACAAAUGUAGAUGCAAAUAAACUGUAUGCUCACACCUUUAAAGAAUAUUUUAUAGUUUUAUAGUUCUAGUUAUUUUAAUGCAUGUAAACACUCACAGGUAACAGAUGUGACUUGCAGCCGUUAAGACUGGAAAUAAGACCACAGUCCUGCUUUUACGUCCUUCACCGUGUCCCCCAUUGUUCUUGUGACACGUUCCCCCUCAUGUGCCCUGUUUUUUAGAUUAAUUUAGGCAGCUUGUCAGGGCCUCAGUUUGUGACGCACAUCAGGUCCUUGUGUGUGUGUCUGCCUAAAAUAGUGUGUGGGGACAAAAAACAUUCCUUUACUGCCAUACAUUCUGAUACAUUUAUAUGCAUAUAAUUAAAUGAGCAUGCCUGCGCGUAGAAACAUUCUUUACUGUAUUUGACCAUUAAUAUUGAAGAUUAGAUUCAGUUACUUACUGGAUUAAAUGAUCUGGAUGUCACUAUGACAUGUGACCUUUUAAAACAAACAUUAAACAAAUGUCGCAAGCACUACAUAAAUGCAAAAUAAGUGAAACUUUACACAACAAAGCUGUGGCAUGUUCAAUGGGUAAAACAAUGGCUUCAACCUGUUAUGAUAAAAGGACAUUAUUUUUAAGAUUCUGAGGCUGCAAUGAUCCCCAUCACUGGCACAGAUUAUGUGCUGGGGAACACACAUGUGCACACACACAUUCACACAUGGCUCAUCACCAGGGAGUGGUGAUGGAGCAGAAUUGGGUGGUCUCUGGGGGACAGGAAGUAGGUCAGUGGUCCUUAUCUCUUCCAUUGCUCGGAGAGACUCCUUCCUGUCAUCACAUACAAACAAACUUCAGAACUUAUAGGGGGAAACAAGCUUAUGAUAAUGAGACCGCAGCAUCCCACUCGAGCUCUCAGCUCCCCCCACCCCCACUGCCGUUGCCUGUACGCCUAUGUUAAAAUUAUUUAGACACGAAAUCCCAAAUUUGUCUUCACACAAGAAAAAGUUGAAUUGAGUAAAAACCGUACUGCGUUUGGAUCACAGUGAAGGCUGCAUUGUAUCGUUUGAAUCUGUAGGUUUCAUCAGCCUCGAGACUCCUGCUGUAUACACUGGAGUUAGUGUUAACAUCUCACGUGAAAACAGUGUGGGGGGGUUAAUUAUAAUGCUGUGCUUUAAGUCUCAAGCUUUUAAUGUGAUGGGAUUAGCCUCUUCACAUUCACAAACUCAUAUAGCAUGUAUGUAAUGACAAUAAAAUGUGGCUCAGUCAUGACAUUGACGAGUGAAGUUAAAAAAAGAAACAAGGGCUAAGCUUUAAAAAGAAAAAUGAAAUAUUGCUCCUCUUAAUUAAGCAACACAGUGAUGUGCGUUUAAAGGAAAAGCUCUUAAAUUUUCAUGUGGUGAUGAGGGAAGCUGGGGGGCACCCAAUCACUCACCCACCCACACAAAUACACUCACACACACCCCACCACCACCCAGCCAGCGAGCCAACGCGUGUCUUCGGGGUUGGGUGGGUGUGGGGACCAUGCAGGAUCAGAAGCACCCCCCCAGCACGGGUGGGAAGCGUGGGUUUGCAUCCCAAUGAGGGGUGGGGGCGCUGAAUGAAAAUCACGACAGAGUGACGUGGAGGAGGAGGAGGUGAUGAGAAAAGAGAAUGGGAGGGGAAGCAGCUGCUACCUAGUUCAUUUCCAAUCCAGCCUCUGCUUCUUUUGCUCGAUACGCACACAAACACUGGUGUUUGGUUGGUGGUGAGGCACAUCAACCGGACAACAAAGGGACACACUGUCGGGGGAGGGGGGCUCACUGCAGCCAGGACAGGAUCAGGACGUUACCACCAUCCAGUGUCAGCGACCAGCUCACUGAACUCUCUUUUUUCCUCCACACUCACUGGGAAAUAAAGCAUCAGGCAGUCUGGAGGUGACCGUCACAGAAGCGUUAAUUGCUCACGUAGACAGUACAGCCGUACUCGUGAGCCUCAGCAGCGAGAUGGAAAUGGAGCAUUUCGACGAGCGGGACAAAGGUCAGAGGCACAGUCGCUCCAGCGCGAAGAUGAACGGGGUGCCGAGUCCCACGCACAGCGCCCACUGCAGCCUGUACCGCACCCGGACCCUGAAAACUCUCACCGCGGAGAAAAGAGCCAAGAAGGUCCGGUUCUACCGCAACGGAGAUCGGUACUUUAAUGGGAUAGUGUACGCCAUCUCCACAGACAGGUUCCGGACCUUUGACGCCCUGCUGGCGGACCUGACCCGCUCCCUGUCCGACAACGUCAACCUGCCCCAGGGAGUCCGAACCAUCUACACCCUGGAUGGCUCCAAGAAGAUCACUGCUAUUGAGCAGCUGGUAGAAGGUGACAGCUAUGUGUGCAGCUCCAUUGAAGCCUACAAAAAAUUGGAUUACACAAAAAACGUGAACCCCAACUGGUCGGUGAACGUUAAGGCGUCGGCGGCGUCCUCCCGCGGGCCUCCUUCUCUGGGCAGCUCCAAGGCCGGGGCCCCCGAGAGCCGUGAAAUCAAGGACUUCAUACGUCCCAAGCUUGUGACAGUGGUGCGGAGCGGAGUGAAGCCCCGCAAAGCUGUGAGGAUCCUCCUGAACAAGAAAACUGCCCAUUCUUACGAACAAGUCCUGACCGACAUCACGGAUGCCAUCAAGCUCGACUCCGGUGUGGUGAAAAAGAUCUACACGCUGGAGGGCAAACUGGUGUCGUGUCUGCAAGACUUCUUCGGCGAUGAGGACAUUUUUGUGGCGUGUGGACCGGAAAAGUUUCGCUACCAAGAUGACUUGAUGCUGGAUGAGAGCGAGUGUCGCUUACUGAAGUCUGUAAACUAUGGAAAAAUGUCUGGCUCUCUGAGCCGAGGCUCCCCUAAGACCGUCGUCCAAUCACGACGCAGCAAGUCCCCUGCAUCCGUGAAUGGGACACCGGCCAGUCAGCUGUCCACUCCUCAUUCGGGAAAAUCUCCCAGCCCCUCCCCGACCAGCCCGGGUAGCCUCAGCCGACGCCGGGAAAAGGACAAAGCUGCCAUUGAGCAUAGGCCAACAACAUCUUAGAGUCUUUAGAGUACGGAGAAACCACAACGUCCCAACACCUUUAGUGUCUCAGAAGGGGGUGGGCCACUGACCUUUGACCUCAUGCAGUGCUGCUCCGCGAUUCCAAGAAUGGCAGGCUCAUGUUAGGAUCCUCUAAUGUUACAGCUCUUAUUCAGUGUAAAUAGUUUUCCAGGGUGAUUCAUCCUUCCAUGUUGAUUUUCUGUUACGUUCCCCCCGUACACUGAGCCACAGUUCUUUGUUCCUUAUAAAGAGCUGUCUGCCUUUGGUAGCAAAACCAUGAAUGAUGCUAUCACUGACUUUUAAAGAUCUGCGAGUCAGUAAUUUGUGCAAUAGCCGACCUAAAGAUGAGACUGAUGUUUGACUUUGUGAGCAGCCUGCUCCAACUUGCAGGCCUGUUUUUAUUCUGCAAAAAUUGGUUUACGUCCUCUGUUAGCCACCAAGCAGUCAAAGCACAAAAAAAGACCAGAUCAGUACUGACGGAUGAUCUAGGAUUACUUUUUUUUUUAAUCAAGUCAUGUCAUUUUGUACAUGUCCUUUUUGUGAAAGACUUUAGAGAAACAUUUUAUACUAGUUAAUCAGAUUAUUUUAGCCAGUGUUUCUGUGUUCUGUCAUUGGUUUGGGUUUUUUUUAAAAAAAGAUCACUGUUCAAACAUCUUAACUAAGAAAAGAAAAAUAAUCUGUUUUCUGUUGCUAACAGAGGAGAAAGAGGAUCUGAGAUACAAACACACUAUGUACACUGUGAAGCUGGUAGUCACUGUGUAGAAAAUACUUCUGUGCAGAGAGGGAGCAUGCAACUCAAAUGGAAAAACCUUCAGUUCCAUAUUAGAAAGUUCAAGCGUGUCGUGUGUGUGUGUGUGUGUGUGUGUGUGUUCAAGAUCAAAGUGUUUGUUAAUCCGGCCCUUGACAGUGAUGAUGGUGAUCUUUUAAUAUCAGCCUCAAUCCUAAUCAGACCCUGUUUUCUCACAGCGGCUCUUUAAUUUGCAGCAACUCUAAGCCUGCUGCUGAUUUAGGUCCUUCUCCCUCGUAAACAGACUCUAGCACACGCUCACUUCAGCUCAGACUCUGACGUUUACAUGCAGAUGCAGCAGUAUAUGUGAACCUGCCAUGCAUUCAUAUUGGUUUACCCCAAGCCUGCUGUCUGAAACUGUAUGUGAACUACUUUUGUACCUGACAGCAGGGGUGUAGCUAUGAUUUUUAUUGUAAUUAUUUAGCUUUUAUCAGUGUAGGGUCAAAGAAGCAAAGUAAUUUAAGUCAGUAUCUUUUAAUAGGACACAAAGAAAGUGGUUUGUGCAUUAUUUCUGUACAUUGCUGUGCAUGAGUAACUCUAUAGGCUAAAAUUAGAAUAGCAUAAAGAAUUCAUUUCUGGGGCUCAGUAGCCUCAAUCCCGUGUUACAUUUAUUGUGCCAGGAAGAAUUAAUGGAUGGUGGAAGGUCUGGCCCCUGGGCUUCUGAAUCCAUCAGUGAUGAUGUUAUAUUGAUGCAAUAUGAAGGUCAGGAACAGAUCAGAUUUGGGCUGUAGCCACUGAGCACAGAACAAAGUGCACCAGAGCUUCCAUGAUACGUAUAACGGAAGUGGGUCACCAUAGAUUUCAGUGUUGAAAGGGAAAGAGGAUUUGGCGAACGCACACAUUUAUAAACUCCUCCUCUACAGCACGCCUGCUUCUUUCUGAAUGCAUGCAUAUGGGGCAGUUACUGCAGACAGUUACUGUGCUCACUUCAUGUUGUUCAGUUCUUUUCCUCACAGAUAAUUUCCAGUGUCAGAGAGGGAUAAGAAAAAAAAAUUGGGGCGCUUAGAGAGGUGAAGGAGGGCUAACCAGAUGUAAUGAGGAAAAGGGAUAGAGAAAAAAAUCCUCUCCACAUUCAGCCACACUGCGUCUCAUUUAUGCCUCUGUCCACUUUUCUUAUCAAAUAUUAGCCCUCACAAAUUAGCUUUGUAGCGCAGCUCUGACCUCAGUGACACUGCGGUUAAAUUCUAGUUUUACGGAGUUUCUCAAGUUGAGUGUGUAUUUCUCAACGAGAGAUUAUUUUGGCUGACACCCUAUGCUAAGUCUGCAUUGGCUUGGAUGGGGAAAAAAGCCUCACAGUUCAUUAUCUCUCCUCUCCACUCUGUGGCUUCACACUCUUCAGCCACAUGACGAUGUAAUUCUCUCCGCCGCUUCUUACGUCUUUAUCCGCCCUGUUAGCGUUUCUCCCUCUGUCCCUUCCCACCCUGACAGUUUCUAAUUUCUCUGCCACCCCAUCUCUCCUUCCAUUCUCACUUACCCCCACCCUCCCCGCUCCCCCACCACCUUCCCCAUAUGAAAGGGUAUUAACUUCACACAGAGAAAAUUAUAUUCCGUCGUUUCCCUCUUUCAUGAAUUCUAAGCUUUUUGAGAAGUGGCCGCCAGUUUUUGACACUAUAUUUUCACAUCUUCUCUACUUUUAUGAUACACCCGUGUUUAGACGCCUGAAUCAUUAUAAAUGUAGAGCACACAUUCAGAAAUAAUUGGCAAGCGAGUACUUUUCUUAAUUUUAUGCCUCAAAUGCAUGACUCAGUUAAACCACACCAUGGCUGAGAAAUGACCCUUUAAAAUGAAACCAGAAUUCUAGCAAUUUUAGCUCAAAAAUGACUGAAAUCUUUUUCAAAAUUUCAGCCUGUAAAGCAUUGAAUGCUACCAUAAAUCCUUUCCUAAGCAGCCAUGCAGCCUCACUGACCUACUACGAGUACUGCAUUUAAAUAGUUCACCUCGCUGGACCCUGCAUUUAAACACUUAAAGGCACUUUGCUGCCCGACGUGUGUCGCUAGCACAGCUCGGACCAUCUCAGCCUAUUUCCCCGAGCAGAAUAUGCAGACAUAGACAUUGCACUGUGGCUUUUUGCUUUCCCCGAACCUUUUCACACAGGCGUAGCUGCAAGGACACAUCUUCAUAGGAAUGUCAUACAGAAUCACUUACACGGUCAUGUAUGCUUCGGAAAAAAACGCUUUUAGACACGAUAUCACCAUUUGGGCACACCAAGUAGACAUUUAGCUUGAUGCGCACAUGUUUUUAUACAUCUGGUGCACACUAAUUUGUGACCCAUUUUUUAAUGAGUCAGCAACAGAAGCAUGAAAGCAUGGUCUACAUUCAUGAAGUCGUCCAUCCCCCUUCUCCUCCUUCGCACUUCUAAUAGUCCUUUCAGGGCCACUAGCCUCACUAAGAGCACCAGUGUUUUCUGUAUUUGUAUUGUUUUAAUAUUUUAUAUCAACCUUACAGAGACACACCGUGAAUAUUAUGUUUUCUGCUAACGUUCCCUCUAGCACAUCCAGAUGAAUCAAAUGAGCUGGCGAGGUCACAGGUUUUGUCUGUCUGUUUGUGUUUGUGAUUAACAAAGAUAAAGAAAUGAAUCGUUUUUUUGUUGUUUUUUUGAAAAGAUAAUACACAGAGAGUAGUGAGUGACAGAUUGAAGGCAAGACUAACAGAAGGUCUAUGAUGGCCGUACAGCAGCUGAGAUACUGUCAGGUAGCUGUUUGUGCGAUAACAGUCAACCGUAGUGUGUCACCUACACCUUCCUCCCACCACUGAGUCAUUCAUGUCUACAAUCCAUUGAAUUGCAUGCUCCAUCUCUUAUUAUUGCUGUUCAGAUUUUGUGUUCGGUGAUUCAUAAUUAAAGUGUGUGUGUGUGAGAGAGAGAGACAGAGAGAGAGAGAGACUGUAAGAGAAUCUGUGUAUUAUGAACUUGUCAAUUAUUGUCUCACCUCAUCCACGUGAGUGUGUUGUUACUGAACACUGUAUUUGUUUUUUGUCUGGCUGUAUUAUAUUUCUUAUUUUAUCUUGUGUUGAUGUCAUUAGACGGUUUGUGCAAUUUUUAGUUCCUAUACCCACCAAAAAGACUGGCUGCAGCGCAUGAGGAAACUGUGGAAGAUGCAAAUGCUGCAAUUUUAAACCCUUCAAAAUUGUUCACAAAUGACUCAAGCUCGUCUCAUAUUUGCAUCUUUAUCGCAUCUAAAAAAAAACCUGUCGUUUUGCAGAGGGUUCCUCUGUAUAUUUUUGCACUGCCGUUUACAAACACGGAAGACAUGCAAAUAUGAAAAAUUGUCUGUGUUUGCAGGCAAAUUAUAGUUGAUAACCCGGCCCGUCUUCUGCUUCUUGUGAUUUUGUCAUGUAAGGCUGCCAGCUCUUCUUGGCUCAUCUGUUUCUCUUUGUAUUUUUUUUUUUGCUUAAGGUAUUUAUUUCCAUUUGUUCAUGUUAUCAUUAAAUUCACUGUCAUUUCAUUUUCAUUUCGUGUUUGCUUUUUUUCCCCUCAUGCCGCUCAUUUGUGUUGCAUUAACAUCAUGUUCACCACAUACAGAAAUAUACCAAUUUAUCAGCGGUUCUCCUUUGUUAAACUCAGAUCUGCAUUCAGCAGAGCAAAAAGGAAAUUACAACACAAACGCAGUCCCAGAGGUGCAGUCGUCUUUCUUGUCCCACUGCUCCUGUUUUUGAUGGGGUUUUUUUUCUGUUCUUGGGUGAGACAGCCUCACUCCCAUUUUUUAAUUUUCCCUGAAGCGUUUAAUCACAUUCCUGUGAUUCCCCUGGAUUUGCAGUCCACAAGGAUCGUUAUUAGAAAACUUUGCUGUGUCCAACUGGCAGAGCAGCGGAGUGACUGAAUCCCCAAACUGUGUUGAUUUCUUCAGAUGAGCGUCAAAUAGAUUGUUUCCUGUCUGUCUAGACACCAAAAUAAGAGCCAAGAAAUAUUAUCUCCUGUACCUUGUGUAGCGACUUGGGACAAAAGAAAGUACCCUGUUCCUACUGAAUCUUAUUAGAUUUUCCCACUGAAGCACACACACCAAUAAAUCCUGCUAUAGCUGGAUAUUGCGUGACAGUGAAAGUGACAGGAAACGCUGCUUGGAGAAGAGGUUUGGCUCUCUCAGCCAGAAAAACAGAGAGAAAGGAGGCUUUCGGACGUGUUUCAUAAUCAGAUUCAAACAUCACACUUAAGGUGCUUUUCUAAAUGUGUGGUGGCGCUUAUAAUGAUGAAUUCUACAGAUGACAGACUUCCUUUUUAACACCACAGAAUAAAUCACUAUUUCCUCUGCUCUACGCACCUGCUCCACAUUUAAGGUCAAUAGCGGACAUCCUGUUUAAUUCACAUUUAUGCACUAAUCAGUAUUCAGCCCCUGAAUAAUGUCCUUGCAGGCUUCAGGAGCAGUGGCUGCAGCCAUGAUGUAAAAGGUUUGUCAGCGUGUUUUUUUUAGUGGUGUGAGUCAUAGCUAGAGCAAAAGAGUAGAGGUGUGGAGCUGGGAAUAGUAUGUGGUGUAUUGUGCAACAGGGACAAAGCUGGAUGCUCUAACAAUAACAAGACAGUUCCUGCCAAAUGUUAUGAUCAAUAUCAACCAAACCAGACUCCAUCCAUCUUUCUCUCCGUCUCUUCAUGCCCCCUUUUUUCAGUUCCUCAGUCUCUCCCUCACUCUGUCUGUCACUCCACCUGUUUUGUAGUUUUUCACACAGGAAAGAGAGAGACACAAUGUUCAUAGAAGGUUGAACCCGCCUCUCAGCGCGCAGACAGGAAAUGGCCAUAUAUAGGCUUCUGUCUCCACACUGGAAGUCUCAUAAGCUGCCUUUCUCCUCUCUGUGAGCAGUUUCCACAGCAACAGUAUUUUGUUUCCCUCAGCUGCAGGGAGAGAGAGAGAGAUAGGAGUUCAAAAUGAGAAAGCAGGGCUGGAUUUGAGAUAAUGGCACAAGAGAGGUAAAUAUACGAGCCAGGAUGAGAAAAUAAAAGAUCAGAAGAAGGAUGUUUGUAGAUAAAGCACAGCAGGGUCAUCGACUUUACGGGCAUUAAGUGGGUUUUUUUGUUCCGGGAUGAGUGCCCGACCAAAAGCAACGUUACGUAAACCAAAUUCAGCCUGACUCACAGCUACGGUUCACCUGGGUGGCUUUCAGGUCACAACAGUAGAGAUGAGUAAAAGAGCUGACAGCUACUUGAAUAGAGAUAUAGGGCAGCUCUGCUGUAAAUAGUUUUCAGAUCAAAGUCAUUACGCCUUCUCCUUCCUCUGCCAUGACAGUGAGUUCUCCAGGCUGCAUGUCAGUGUGAGUGGACACCACAGAAAUAAGAGAUUCACAUGCGGCCCGGGUGAAAAAAUGGAAAUCAAAGUAGCUGUGGGAUUUGGUCUGCAUCUCCUGGUCUGCACAUAUAUGCAGAAUUACUCGCAGGCAUAUUUUCCUUCAUAGUGUGGACGAGAUCAGUUCCAAGCAGACAUUUUAACAUUGAAUAGUUGUUAAUCCACAUCACCCGCUUUGUAAAAUCAGAGACAGGAUGACACAGUUUUUUAAUAAAAUCUGUUUUGUAAGCCUUUACCAUGAGCUAAAAUAAAAAUGUAUUAUUAAAAUUCCCUGGAGCCGAAUUUGCAUGUCACCCUGUUACAAAUGCCUUCAUGGCAUCCAUUAAUUCAGCAACACAUUUUUACUUCUCAUCUCCUCUAAGUAGCCAGGACUGAGUGAUGUGUGAAUUAUACUAUGUGGUGUGAAUUUGUUAUGAGAGAGCCGCAGAAAGACCACACCUGCACUGGCAUGAGAGAUGAAUGAAAAGAAAUGUAUCACUGGCUUGAAACGUGUGAGUCAAAAUAAGUGAGAGGUGGUCACCAAGAGGCUACUGAUGAUGCACCUUUUGGCUUCUGCACUUCAGGACAACUGGCUCAUGCAUCACACAUACACAGUGCACACCAUUUACAGCCCAAACUGCACCCGUGAAUAAUUCAUACCAGCUAGAUGAUUCUGCUUAUAUUUUUUAGAGAAAUUGUGAGGCGUUCACUUACAUCACUGGUCAGGCUGCACGUGUCUGCUGCACCUGUGGGACUUGGAAAGCCUCCAGAACCACAAAGAUUAUUUAGUGUUGUGUCCUCGGGACUGACUAUCGGGCAGACAGCAGAGCGGAGACUGAGGAGAGGAAGGAAAAAUACAUAUUGAACAUUUGAAAAAUCUCACAAAUGAAGAGACUAACUAUCCUGACCAGUGCCUGCUAAGACAAAUAAAGCACAACUUUGUCCAAAAUGAAGUAAUUAAAUUUGAAGCUGAGGAAGAGAAAGGGGGAGGAGAGGAGAAAAUGCAGAAAUAUGAGAGGGGUAGAUUCUUAUCUACAGUCCUGACUAGAUCCUCGCUCCCCACCCUUGCUUCCAUGACAACCAGACAGAAGGUUAGGAGGUGGAGGGCGUAAUGAGUUUUUGUCUUCAGAUAGAUGCAGAUGCUGCAUCUCAGCCACUCUCUUUUGCCUUAAUGACCUCCUACUCACAAACCAGAUGAAAGGCAGUAUUCAUCCGCCUUUAUUAGUGUCACCAAAACCUGCAUUUUUAUGCUUUGUUAAAGGUAGUAAUGAGGAGUGAAAAGAAGUUGCAAUUAGACAGGAAUUACUGAAAGUUCUAUGAAUGUAAAGUAGCUUAUUGCAAUGCAAUCGUAUGUCCCGGUGUGGCCACACACACACAGGUGCUUUUGCUGAAUAAGUAACGGGUUUAUAUUCAGGCCGACAGCUUAAGUAAACCUGUUCUGGCUCUUUUCGUGAGCACAGUGUACACAUAGCAGAGGGGAGCACAAUACAACACACAGAAAUGCAAACACGAAGACAGAUUUAAGGAUGUACUGAGGAUGAGAUGAGUUGCACAAUGUCCUUUUGUCUGUCUUUGGACAUCCGUAAUUGUUUGGGCUGGGAUUGUCACAGAAGGGACUCUCUCAUCAUGCUCUGUUGAGCGUGGAGUUGAUUACAAACUAUUUUGGGAAAUGAUGCAGAUUUAAAUAAUUGUCU